Pistacia vera is the source of this 908-nucleotide messenger RNA. RefSeq names its product auxin-responsive protein IAA33. Gene Ontology annotation, biological process: regulation of DNA-templated transcription. The record is from RefSeq and is a predicted model, not a curated record. NCBI's taxonomy places the organism in Eukaryota, Viridiplantae, Streptophyta, Magnoliopsida, Sapindales, Anacardiaceae. Gene Ontology annotation, molecular function: protein binding. The transcript is spliced from 2 exons. The coding region runs from base 175 to 669 and encodes 164 amino acids. Gene Ontology annotation, cellular component: nucleus.
AUUCAGUUUACACCUCUUCAUUCAAAUUCUCCUCUCUUUCUCUAACACAAAUCCCACUUUACACCAAACCCCUUCUCUCUUUCUUCCUUCUAUAUAAAUAUAUAGAUAAACUUCUCUUUUUCAUGUGCAAUUCUAGCAAAAUCAAAUUAUAAUCUUUAUAAUUUGAUUAGAUAGAUGAUGAAUAGGUUUGAUAAUUCAUCUUUGAAAAGGAGAUCGCCAUCUUCAUGGCAAGAGAGAAGACCAGGUGUUCCAAAUAUGAACAACACCACCACAACGCUUUUUGGAGCUUCAACUCCUCCUUCUUUUCCUGGUCUUGCUGAUGAUGAUCUUGUGGCCACUGUUGUUCCUCCUGUUACUGUGGUUCUCGAGGGCCGUUCGAUCUGCCAACGCAUCAGCCUCCACAAGCAUGCAAGCUACCAGAGUCUAGCCAAGGCCCUCCGGCAAAUGUUCGUCGACGGCGGCGACGUUGCGGGAAUUUCCGAGCAUGAUCUUGAUCUCUCUAAUGCCGUUCCUGGUCACCUCAUUGCUUAUGAAGACAUGGAAAAUGAUCUCCUCCUUGCGGGCGACCUUAACUGGAAGGAUUUUGUACGGGUUGCAAAGAGAAUCAGGAUACUGCCGGUAAAGGGAAAUUCUAGGCAGGGAGGAAGAGAAAGAGAAAAAGAGGCAUAGCUUAAUUAAGCUUGCCAUAAAAUUUAAUUUAAUUGGCAUUUUGAUGAGUUGGUGGCUUAUAAUGAAGAUACCAAAUUGAUGAAUCCAAACCUAAACAUCUGUUCUGGGAAAAUAUAAUAUGAGAUCGAUGUAAUGUACUAUUAGUUUAGACAUUUGCAUGUGUAGAGUUCCCUUCUUUCCUUGUAUGAAUAAAAUACUUUUUCCCUUAUUAAUUAUUUUAUUAACUAAUUUUAGUAUGA